This is a messenger RNA of Meira miltonrushii, 2295 nucleotides long. RefSeq lists its product as uncharacterized. Bases 1 to 2295 code for a protein of 764 amino acids. Lineage: Eukaryota; Fungi; Basidiomycota; Exobasidiomycetes; Exobasidiales; Brachybasidiaceae. The transcript has a single exon. The record is from RefSeq and is a predicted model, not a curated record.
AUGAAUCCUUCACAUGGCAGAGCAUCUCUUCAUGCUGUACUUCGCCGGACUAGCAAACGCACCGACACAAAGCCACUUCCUAUCCGGUCUCUCGCCUCGGCUUCAAUUUCAUCAAGCUCUAGAGCUCAUAUUCAUGCUAUCACACCAGCUACAAUCUUAUCAUCGUGGUGGGAUCUGAUACAACAUCAACCUCGGUCAAUAGCAUGUUCCUCUAGAUCUAUUCAUUCACCCAGACAAGAAGCAUACGGACAUCCAGAAUGGCAGACACAGAACGUGGAUUCUUCUUUAUUCGAAGAAGAAGAUGCUACAUAUGUAGAACAAAAUGAGGCGUUGGGAAACAUUAUAAAAAAUCUUUCUCAAUCAAAAAGACGUGGAAUGGGAAAACAAGAUCACAGGGAAAUGAUACUUUCAUUAAUUUCACAAGACAAAUUCACAGAAGCAAAUACAUGGCUUAAAGAUUUGACCAAUCUAAAGACAGAAAUCGAGCCUGAUUUAAAAUAUUCUGUUCUGGCAUUGGAUCAAGCAAGGCAGAACAAUUGGGAUGUUGCGAUACAAUGGCUAUACCUGAUCCCCGCAAGAGAAAAGCGAUCACGCCUUGGCACAUCUAUUCGAGCCGAGUAUACUUAUUUGGCACAAUUACUUCAACUAACAUGCUCCGAAAAGGCUAAAUCAGGUGUAGCUUUGAAAGUCUUUUUCUUUCUCGCAAGAUUCGGCUAUCUAUCCGUAAACGAAAUCGGUAAAGCUGCCCACAAUGCUUUCAAAUGGUACUCGCAAUAUGGUGAAUUGAGUGCUGAUAUUGGGAAUCAGGCAGGCGCUGGACUUAGAUUGUUGCAGGUCUUUCAGAAAAUAGUCAUCCUUGAUGCCAAACAUUUUGAUCAGGUCAGCAAAAAGAGAAGGGAAAGCAGAAGAGGUCCAAAUACAAAAGCGCUAUCUGCGAUGUUCAAUUCUUGCAUUCGAUCAUUCUGCCAAGCCGGACAGGUUGCAAAAGCAUCGGUCUGGGUCAAAUCCAGCCCGAUCUUCAUGGACGAAAAGCAACAAGCUAAAAUCGGACCUGACAUUUGCGAUGCAAGUCUCAUCUCGCCUGUCACUUGGAGAAUGUUUGUCGAACGGGUAGAUUCUGCGGGCAGCAAUGCGAAUUCGGGAACAAAGAAGGACAUUAUUCAAAUGACAGAAUUCCUCUCUGAGAUUAGGGAUUCGGAACCAAGAGAUGACCGUAAUUGGGCUCGCUCGAAAUGGCAAAAGGAUCUUGAUGCAAUCUACGACAUUGGAAACCGGCUGCCCGUCAAUCUAGAAGGAGAUAAUGUUGAACGGGCCCCAACAUUCUUUGCACGGUUGAAGAACAACAUGCGAUCAAGUUUUUCGCAUGACAGAUACGAGCUUGCACUCAAGAACUAUUUUGAACAGAUUUACGAUCCCCAGUUGGAAAGCAUAGCACGAAAGGUUCUUUCUUCAGAACAAUCCAAGAGACUCACUCUGAACUGGAAGCGUGAAGAUCGAGGUCCACCAUCUGACAUAUCCCUUUCUCUCUUGGGUUUAGAGGGAUUGGUGAAAUUCGUAUACAGUCAAAAGCAAAACAGAAGGAAUGCGUUGGAGACACUGUAUAGUUCAUGGAUCGCAAGUGUGGCCCAUCUCCAAACAGAAACGGACCCCACAGAGAGGGUGUCUUCUGCCUUGAACGAGUUUGACGAUAAAUUUUCUAUGAUAAGUUCACAGAAUGGUGCAAUUCCUCCAACUUUCUCACACUUUUUGCUCUUUAUGCAAAAGAUUCCACGUGCGUUUUCGUAUGAUAUUUUUUCUCAACCAGGCGAAAAAAUUGCAUCAGUUGAUAGUAAACCACAACAUGAUAAAGCACAAGAAUGGUCUUUACGUAUCGUUGCUGAUAUGCAAAGGUUUGGCUUUCAUCCGGAUAGAAGAUGUUGGCAAAUUUUGAUUGAAAUUUUGGCCCGUGGUUUGGGUAACAAAAACUCUGAUUCUCCCAAAGAAGUAGAAGAAACUAAAGAUCGAGCCGAACUUCUGGAAAAACUUUUGCAAAAUUUGGGUAUGGGUCAAGACAAUAAAGGAAGCAUAUCAGAACUCGUAAGUCCAUUCACCUAUACUUCCCUUUUACGUGCUCUCUUGUCCGUUCCAAGAAUCAAAGGUGGUCCAUUGAUUGAAGAAGCGGAAAAGAUACGAUCUUGGCUAGAAAAAGACGAAUCCGUUUUGCAGCAAAUCCGAGAGGAGCCGGAAUUGUAUGCAGAGAACGUUAAGAAAGUCCUCAAUCAAUUGGAGGAUGCGAAACAAGAAUCAGAGUCAUAG